CGUGAUUUGCCAUUAGCCGUGCUGAGUCAUUAACACAACGCUGAGUCAGCGCAUGACGCUUCCCCUUCUCGACUUCUCCUGUUCUCCGCGCCGCAAAUCCAGGGACUCUGCGUCGCCAGUUGACAAGAAUCCCGUCGAUCUGUCUUAGGAAACGGUUCUCUGGUCCUCAGUCGGAUUGCAUCGGCCAUGGCAUGAUGCACCCUUUUUUGAAGCGAGCGACAGUCGGGUGCUGCAGCAGUUGAUCAUCUCCCCUCCCCAUAUCGGACGGAACCUCCGCAUCUCGUAUUUGCCCUUCGGUCGAAUGAAAAUCACCCCGUUACCAAGUCCCCAACGGUAAUCGGCAAGGAGAAAAGAAAACGAAAAAAGAAGGGGUGCAAGAACAGAAAUUUUUUAUCAGUAUACAUCUUCCCCGGAUUAUGGGAUCGCCAUAUCAAUCGUCCAUGUCCUCAUUCUCGCCUGCUGGUUCCGGCUCUGACAUGCUGGCUGCAGCCGCAGCCAGGUCCGUCUCGGACCUCCCGCAGUCCCAAGUGGAUGCAAUUAUCCGCACAAAACGGAAGGCUCGCGAACCUAAAGCAUGUUACCCUUGUCAUGCGCGAAAAGUGAAAUGUGAUCGAAACCUACCCUGCGAUGGCUGUGUCAAGCGCGAUCAUGCAGAUCUUUGCUCCUACGAGCGUCCCUCGAAGAAGCGCAUUGUUCCUGACUCCCCAGCUUUCGGAGAAAGUCCUGUUGGAGCAGCAGCUCCAGGGCUGCCGGAACACAUAGGGGCGAUCGGUCACGAUGGCCAUCCUGUGAAAUCAGAAAUUCCUUCGGGUCGGCACGAUGCACUUGCAGGCUCUGGUCCCGGUGCCCAACCUGGACGAGUAUCAAUCCCGCGCGAAGAAUGGGAAAACGUCUGCAAAAGGCUAAAGGACAUGGAGAGGACUAUAUCGAACCUACGUGUGGGCAUGGAGAAAGUGGACGAAGGUGGACACAUCCCAGCUUCGGCCUUAGAAACCGGCAGUGUACAGAGCGGUGGUGAUGGAGCUCGCUCCAAGAUCGGCUCAUCCCCUGACCGCGAAGGAAUACAUGCCGCGAAUACUUUAGGUGAAGGCACAGUACACUUGGGUUCGCGAUCCGUCCUAGCGUAUAUUUUGAACAACAAGUCUGGAUCAGACCAGCUCCAGGCUCUCCUGGAGGGUGGAAUCCUGCCCAAACUUGGUCUUGAUAAUGAGUCUGCAACAUAUCCGUUUGUAGACCUGUGGUCUUCUGAUAUGUCUUCCUUCGAUGUCCAUGCACUGUGCAGUGCGCUCCCGAGCGAUCAGCAAUGCAAGGAAUUCUUCUUCUAUUACAGGGAUAUUGCGGGUGCAAUAUACCCAGUCUUGCCAAAUUUCCAGCAAUUUGAAAUCAGCCUUGACCUUCUCUUACAAAGAAGAGCCUCCAUGGGUGGGAUCUACCAUACUGAUAGUGACCCAACACAAGGUGCAUUCGGUGUGAGUUUAGCCUACUUGGGUCUGCUUUUUGCGGUUCUGGCAUCGGGCUGUCAAUCGUCUGAUUUGCCUGCCAAGGAAAGAGAGUUGACCUCCCAAGUUUAUGGUAUGAUGCGCUGUCUCUUUCCUUUGUCUACUGCGCUCCUAUUCUAUGGAUGGUCUUACCUGAAAAAAAAAAAAAAUUCAUUAGUUUGCUGCUCCUACCAAUGCCUACGAAUGACGAAUUUCCUAUCGCAACCUUCUGUCGAAGCUAUACAGACAUUACUCGUGAUCGGAAAUGUACUUUCCUACAACAUGAAUCCAGGUGUCUCCUAUGUUCUUCUUGGGAUGACACUGCGAAUGGGAUUGGCGCUUGGUCUGCACGUCGAAUCGAGUCGAUUCUCACCGAUGGAGCAAUAUCAUAGACGAUUUGUUUGGUGGUCCAUGGCAUGGCAAGAUAGCCAUUUCUCCUUAUCCUACGAUCGACCAUCCACGACGGCUGUCAGUCAGCCAAACAUCGCCUACCGAUUAGAUUCACAACCCGGAGAACGCACAUACUUUGAGACUCUCACGCGGAUCGUAUCCUUGGUUCUGGAAGUCGUCCGUGGCCGGAUGUUAAGCCCCAAUUCCCAGUUGACCUUUAAGGCGAUCCAAGCAUACAAGGAGAACAUUCAAAAGAUUUGGACCGAAUCGAAGCCGCAUCUGCGGGACCGUAAAUACUGUCUUACGGCGACACAGCAUCUUGAGCGUGUAGUCCUGAAGCUACAUGCAUCAUAUUUUACCUCCGAACUCUGCCGGCCAGCUAUCAAACCCACGGUGGACUUGAAUGAUCCAGCUACCACGGCAAUGCGUGCGGACUGCAUUUCGAAUCUGAUGGCCACAGUUGAGGCGUAUAUUGAAAUGCAUACGAUCAGUUCACACGCAUCACGGUCCUGGAUCACGAUGCAACGAGCCGUUAGUUCAGCGUUCCUUCUGGCAGUGAUCGAGGAAUCUAAGCUCGAUCCACGCAUCUGGAGUCUACUACGACAACUGGAGGUCAUUAUUGCAGAACGUGCCCAUGCUGAACGAGAUUUUGAGACAGCUGACGGCCAUCCGGAUGCUAACGUACAGCGCAUGCCUCAGGGAUAUGACGCGAAUGCGUCCACCUCGGGUAUUAGUCCGUCUGCGGUCAAUGCUACAUCGCCUGUUCCAGUACCCGAUCCGCAAACUCAAUGGGCAAAACCUCUCACCAAGACUCUUCGUGCUCUUCAGAAGCUGAAUAGUGCCUUUAGCGCUCAGACUUCACGACCGGCUGCCCCUAGUGGGGCAUCGACCUUAUAUCCUACAACCGGCGCCAGUCCGACAACGAUGAGUGCGCGUCUCGUACCCGUACAAAGUGGCUUAACACCCACGACAGGAUCUCUUCCACCCCCAACACCGGAAAGCUCAACGAGCGGGGAAUGGACAGUUCCCAAUCUCCUGGACCGAGCAGCAGAGUACAUCCAUCCGCCCCUGUGGGGUUAGAAGUAAGGACAAACAGGAAGCCUUUUUUGGUCCCCCUUUUUAUUCCAUUUCUGUCACUUCUUUAUUUUUCAAGCGGUAUAAUUCCGUUUAGUUUCAAUGAUCAACAUAUAUAUAUGACAUGGGAAGCACUGGAAGUCUCGGAUGAUUUUUAUCUUUUGUGACCUGUUCUUUUUCCAUUUAUCUUCUUAUCACCGUCUAACUUUUUUUUGCCUUCCGUCUAUUUUACCUAUUUUAAGAACAAAAAAGGCAUGGCAUACGUGUCCACAUUGUGCGGGAAUCGGGUUUUGUGCGAGGGAUUGGAAGAAAAGGCGUCCGUCUGUCUAUCAGCAGUUCAGUCAUUGAAUUCAUUUCAUUUUAUCAAUUCCAUUACUGUCUGUCUUAUUCCUACUCAACGAGAUCGGAAGGGAGAAAAGGAGUUUUAUUUUCUUUUUCUUUUUCCUGGGAUAUAUAUAUAUAUAUAGUCUUGAAAACCUCCUGUUAAGGCGCAUUCGUUACGGAAAGGCUGGCGAGACUUGGGUUUGCUGAUAGAACAUGUGAGAUUAUAUAUACAGGAAUACGUUCGGAUAUCCCUGGCAUUGCAUAAGAUACUGAGCCUCCUAUUUGACUCGAGACCACUCUCACUUGGGAAGACAAGGGUGUAUCGUUCCAAGUUAAUCUGAAAGGAGAGACCAAAAUCUACACUCUUCGCAUAGGAAGAAGUACGUUAUCAAUAAUAAUAUAUGUAUGCCUUUGACACAGCACCGUAGACAAUUAAUGCCACGAAAACGCCGUCGCAAUGCAUCCAAAGAAGCACGUUCAUCAACAAAUAUCAUAAACAUGGGAUGCCGCCCAAGCGAACAACCAAAAAGCCGCAUUCGUUCCCAAAUUGAAAAUCCCAAAACCCAAGUUCGUUAAUGACAUGUUGUGCCCACAGAGGCGUGUCCAGACGGCCGCAGCUAUGGUUACGGUCUGUGUUUGCCGUUUCUUGUUGACCUUGAAGGUCGAAUAUGAGUUCCUGUUGAUGUUGGGGUUUCGUUCGCCAGUGUCUCCGGAUCCUUCUGGCCGUACCGACGAGCGGAUCUGCCGGGUCUGACUCGACCCAUAGCCCGACGCAAUAGACCGUCUGCUUCGUCAUCGAGCUCCAUUUCCAUUCUUUCCUCCAAAGUUCCUGAUUCUGGUUCCUGCUGGGUAGCGUCAUAUUCUUCCUCGUGCCGCGCUUGCCUAGCCGACAAACCUCUCCGCCUUGUCACAUCCUCCGAGGCCUGCUUUCCCUUACCUUUGUCUCGAGGCCUUGUGGAACCCCGAGUCCCCGAUGUAGACGCUUUGGGUAGCUCCGGCUCAGGGGGUGACUUGUCCUUUUCACGUCCUUCAAGGGCCCAGAUCUCCAGCGCACGCGACAAUAAUGUGCCAGCUACGCCAGCCCCCCCCGCUGCAUCACCGCCUCCACUGGCUCCCAGGACACGCACGGCUUCGUGUAGCGCGGUCACUGCGUCCGUGGUGCGGCCCAGUUCCAACAAGACUAGGCCUCUGGAUGUGUGGAGUGAACCGAUCAAACCGCGAUCCUCGUAGCCGCCUACGCCCGACGACAAAGAUACACCCGCUGCACUGCCGCCGCUACCACCGAGAAACGGGCUGUAGCCCAUGCUUGCACCUCCCGCACCGAUGCGAAGGCAUUCAUCGAAUUCUGCCAAGGCAUCGUUAAAACGCCCGAUACGUCGCAAUGCAUGGCCAAGGUUCGCACGUGUAGCUACCCAGGCGCCUGCUUCACAAUUGAGGGAUGCAGCCAAGCUGAGCGACUGACGGAAGAGCUCUACGGCGGCAUCGAGAUGGUCCUGGUGAUACAGGACAACCCCCAACUCGUUCAGGACUAAAGGAUCACCCCCGAGCAAAGGGAGCCCGGCAGACGGUUCCGCAGAGAUGACGGGAACAUUCCCGGAUGCAGAGCCAGUGGACAUGGCAUAGGCGGCAGAUAGAUACUCGUGGGCGAGAGACAUGUUAUUCAAGGCCAGAUGUUGCAUCCCGAGGAACAACUGUGGCAGAUGGCUUCCUUGGAAUAGUCGGGCAGCUGUGCUGUAGCCAGCAAUGGCCUGAUCGUGUUCGCCUUCGGCGGCAAACGUAUGAGCAAACCCAAUCCAUGCUGGGGCCGAAUGCGGAUCCAAUAAGGAAGCCUUGGAAAAGAAGCGUCGUG
Messenger RNA from Monascus purpureus, 5115 nucleotides. NCBI's taxonomy places the organism in Eukaryota, Fungi, Ascomycota, Eurotiomycetes, Eurotiales, Aspergillaceae. The record is from the annotation of a GenBank genome assembly.